CACAUAGCAUUUGAUUUAUGAUGACGACGAACACAAGCGUCAGGUUCAGCUUUUUCCUACGCUCUUCACAGCCAUGUGCAAAUAGACACAUUUGACAAGAUAUAACUAUGACACUGAGUCUGCUGGGCCUAAUGCGGCCGGCUUUGUGCCGAUCCCUCGUCGCCCUGGUCCCCAUGGUGAGGUCUCCUCAGCUGGUAGUCAUCUCCAGGGUCCAACUGCUGCUCCCAAAUAUCUUUCAUCAAAACAUGGUCCCCCCUGCUGCCUCCUGCGUACGCUUCUAUGCCACCAAGAAGAGUAAAGCUAAGGCAGCAAAGGGCCAGGCUUCCAAAGUGAACAUCAACUCCUCGCUGGUGGAGGACAUCAUCAGUCUGGAGGAAGUGAAGGAGGAUAUGGCCGCCGUCCUCACCACCCUGAAGGACGACUUCAGCCGCAACCUGAGCAUCAGAACCUCUCCAGGAGCUCUGGAUCACAUCGUGGUGUCCACGGCAGAUGGCAAGUUCCCACUGAACCAGCUGGGUCAGAUCUCUAUGAAGUCCCCUCAGCUCAUCAUGGUCAACAUGACCGCUUUCCCAGAGGCCGUGGGUGCUGCCACCCGCUCCCUACGAGAGAGCAGCAUGAAACUCAACCCUGAGGUGGACGGGACCAUAAUCAGGGUGGCCAUUCCCAAGGUGACGCGGGAACACAGGGAGAACCUGGCUAAGCUAGCUAAGCAGUUCAGUAACAAGGCCAAGGAGUCUCUGAGGAAGGUGAGGUCCAACGCUAUCACUCAGGUGAAGAAGGCCAAGGACACUGUCUCCGAGGACACCAUCCGAUUGGUGGAGAAACAGAUUGGGCAGAUGGCAGACAGCUUUGCAGCAGAUGUAGACAAGCAGUUAACUACCAAGACAAAAGAGCUGCUGGGGUGAUGACGACGAACAGCACCACACCUUUAUUUUGAUACUGUCACGUUUUCAACGGUUCCUCCUGUAUAUAUGACUGGACACGGUACUGGACACUAGUUGAUAUGGAGGUCUCGUACUGCGCUGUAGAUUUGUUUGGCGCUCGUUGGGGGCUUGUUUGUGUGUUCCAGAAGUUAGCAUCGUACAACAGACGCUGCUGGGUUCCUCACUCACUCUCGUCUUCAAACAAACACAGAGGGGAGAAAUUGACUUUUAAUGGCUUCUGGGAGCCUCCUCCUAAUCAAACUGAUGCUAGAGAGCUGUGUUUAUGUAGAAAGCACCACACUCGAUGUAAACGGAGUGGCUUUUCUGGUCUGAGACACCGAGACACUCUCCCAGAGGACAGGAAGAAGAGAUGUUCGUGGUGCCAGCAUUUGUUUCAGAUUCACCCUUAAAGGGAUAGUUCAGCCAUUUUACACAUUACAUUUUUGUUUCCUUACACUUGGAAGCAGCCUCUCGACAUUGAGUGACUGCAACCCUUUAACGCCACUCCAAACUCACUGAUUAGUUCUGUCAGUAUGUCCAGGAUUAAUCCUACAGCUACCAAUGCAAACACAAUAAAGUGGCUACUACCAUUAUUUAUGGAUGCCAUUAACUGAAACACUGCUUUGUACAUCAUCUGUUUAGUUUUUUUCUUUACCUUUGAUGUUAGAUUAGUGAGUGAUAAUGGUCUACUUUCUUCCUCUGUACUAAAUUAUAAUGUAUCACACCAUUCAUCUAUUAGGCAGGGUUUGCUUGGCCCUACCCUGAGACGCUACACACACACACACACACACACACACAGAUGGUCAUUGGAUAAACAACAGUUUAGAGGAGGAGUGCACAGAUGAGGUACCUGGCAGUGUUUCUUGUGAGUCUGGGUCCAUAUGUCAGUAAUUUGGGGGCAUUGUGUACCUUGGCCCAGAACAUGAUCGAUGGAGGAGUGAAAGACUCAAGUCCCUGGCCCCGAACUCAGCUCUGGAAAUUGCUUUCAGCUGAAUACUUUUAUUUCAUUUGACAUUUAUCAACUGAAUUACUGGUCUUCUGCUCGCAGCCUCGCUCUGUUUUACUACUGCUGCCAUGGAAUAGAGGGACGGUGAGGAGAGAGGAAGUGGAUGUUCUUGUACAUUUUUACCAGAGGCACAAGUCUAAAUUGGCUCAGUAAACUUUUGAAUUGACAGUGUUGGUGCACUCCCUUUGGACACCAUCUGUCUGGGAGGAUAAAGUAAGACGUACUGUAACUACCUGGCUGUAGUCCCUGUAGUGAAUUGAUGUUACAUAUUAUUUCAGUUGGAGCAAGGAACUGUAAGUAUCUCGCAGGGGCCUUGUCUUUGUACUUUACAUGCAGAUUUUGCAUGUUUGAAUUAUACUUUUUUGGAGUCUUGUAAGAUGCUUGUGACAAUGGUGUAACAUUGCUAUACCGGUUAGGUUUGGUGAGAGUACUUCACUAAAGCCUGGCAGAGGGGUCGUGCAGUUAUCAAACCUCC
Salmo salar (Atlantic salmon) is the source of this 2404-nucleotide messenger RNA. RefSeq names its product ribosome-recycling factor, mitochondrial. The record is from RefSeq and is a predicted model, not a curated record. Lineage: Eukaryota; Metazoa; Chordata; Actinopteri; Salmoniformes; Salmonidae. Gene Ontology annotation, molecular function: ribosomal large subunit binding. Gene Ontology annotation, biological process: translation. Gene Ontology annotation, cellular component: mitochondrion.